GGAACGAUGUGCAGACUACUUGUGGUCUAUUACACCCGAAGUAAUCCGUAAAUGACACGAAUAGUCUCAAGAGAGCGAUUUGGCCCGUGCUAGAAUCUCCACCACCCUAUCAUUGUUAAUCUUCUUUUGCGGGUAAAAGAAUAGUUGCAUCCGGGUAAUAUUCUCCAUUUUUGUUACAACAACAAGAUUCAUAGCAUUCAAAUUUGAGCAACCAACCAGUCAAUAUUAAUGUGCCACAAGCUAUAGGAUCACAACAUGCCCUAUAUGGCUCUAGCUAUAUAAUGCACAUCACAAGAGUACUGCAAGUCCAUAUAUACUUUUCUGCUUGUAUCCCAAUUCCUCUCUUAUCGUAUCCUUGCAUUGAGGAAGCCAUCCCCUGCACACCAGUCUCCUGAUUAAGAUGUCUAAGCCGAGGAGAUUAGAAGGGAAGGUUGCAAUAAUAACAGGAGCAGCCAGUGGGAUUGGGGAGGCAGCUGCAAAACUGUUCGUGGAGAAUGGAGCGUUCGUGGUGGUGGCUGACAUUCAAGAGGAAUUGGGUCUCAAAGUGGUGGCUUCCAUAGCAGGCCCUGAUGUCGACAGAGCUAUUUACAAGAACUGCGAUGUUACGGUGGAGAAGCAGGUGGAAGAAACCGUGGCUUUCGCUAUCGAAAAGUACGGCACCCUCGAUAUCAUGUACAGCAAUGCCGGGACCAUGAGUUCAUGGGAGAGCAUCCUAGACAUGGACAUGGAGGAGGACUUCGACCGAACCAUGGCUGUAAAUCUAAGAGGACCGGCGAUGUGCAUAAAGCAUGCUGCUCGAGCCAUGGUUAAAAGACAAGUAAGGGGAUCCAUCAUUUGCACGGCCAGCAUUGCGUCCGUUCUGGGAGGGAUGUGUCCUAUUUCUUACAACACUUCGAAGCAUGGUUUGGUGGGUCUGGUUAGAGCCGCGGCGAGUGAGCUUGGGAAGCAUGGGAUAAGGGUCAAUUGUGUUUCUCCUUACGUUGUUGCCACUCCCCAGUCGAUAUCGUGGAUGUCGUCAGCGAUGGGCAUUAACAAUGCGAGCGGAAGCGAAGUUGAAUUACUAGCAAGUUCCGCAGCCAACUUGAAAGGAGUUGCAUUGAAAGCGAAGCAUGUCGCAGAGGCUGCUCUCUUCCUUGCUUCUGAUGAAUCAUCCGUUUAUGUCAGUGGUCAUAAUUUAGUCGUUGAUGGGGGUUUCACCGUCGUUGAUAAUUCUAUGACUAUGUUAAUGGAGAAGCAGAUAAAACAGUGAUGUGAUUUUGUUUCUUGAUAACCUACCAGAUAAAGGCUCAAGAGUUCUUGCUGAAGCUGCUUGUUUGUGUUUAUGGAUGCUUCCAGAUAAAGGCUCACGAGUUUUUGUUGGAUGUAUUUUUUUAUUUUUUUUCUUCUUUUCUUUGGCCUUCCCUGUGAAUCAGGCUUUUUCUUGUAUCUAGAGUUGGACGCCUCGAUGUAUCCCUUUGUCGAAUUCAAUAAAAUUAUAUCUGGUAACCUUUGUAGAUAGAAAA
Rhododendron vialii is the source of this 1502-nucleotide messenger RNA. Its product is annotated as short-chain dehydrogenase reductase 3b-like. Lineage: Eukaryota; Viridiplantae; Streptophyta; Magnoliopsida; Ericales; Ericaceae. The record is from RefSeq and is a predicted model, not a curated record. The coding region runs from base 401 to 1249 and encodes 282 amino acids. The transcript is spliced from 2 exons.